Messenger RNA from Ceraceosorus guamensis, 1665 nucleotides. RefSeq lists its product as hypothetical. NCBI's taxonomy places the organism in Eukaryota, Fungi, Basidiomycota, Exobasidiomycetes, Ceraceosorales, Ceraceosoraceae. The coding region runs from base 296 to 1504 and encodes 402 amino acids. The transcript is spliced from 7 exons. Gene Ontology annotation, molecular function: RNA binding. Gene Ontology annotation, cellular component: small-subunit processome; nucleolus. The record is from RefSeq and is a predicted model, not a curated record.
CUCAAAUUGUGCGCUCAGCCUUCUCUCCCGGGUGCCUUCUCGCACACCAACCACCUGGACCCAGACUGCCUUUCGUAAUUGCCUACGAUCUGCGCGAUUGAAUUUGAAUCGCCACGACGUCCACUGUUGGUCGACGGCACGAGUAGCCACCCAGACUGGAUCGGUUGCACCUCGCACACAACCACCGCACCAUCCAGUGAAAGCAAGCGGCAGCAUCUUGCUAUCGUCCACACUCGCCAGUCAGAGAUAGUGCUCACAUACUAGCGCACACGCGCUGGUCACUCGAGGCCACGCCAUGUCCAGCAGAGUGGAAGAAGAUGAGGCCGGGAGCAGCGCAGCUGGACAAGCUCAAGCUCCUGUGAGCAAGAGCAAGCGCCAUCGCAAGGAGAAGCCGUGGGACACUGUAGAUAAUCACUGGGAGAUUCCAAGGUGGAGCGCCGGGGAGAUGGCUGGUCCCAUGACCGAAGAGAGCUCCUUCUCCACCCUCUUUCCCAAAUAUGUGGAGAGGAGAUUGCGCGAGAGCUGGAGCGCCGUUACCAGCGCUCUGGAUAAACAUGGUCUCAAAGCGACGCUGGAUUUGGUGGAAGGCAGCAUGACGGUCAAAACGACUAGAAAGACGCACGACCCUUACAUCAUCUUGAAGGCCAGAGACUUGAUCAAGCUUCUCAGCAGAAGCGUACCAUUCACCCAGGCGGUCAAGAUCCUCGAAGAUGGUGUUACAUGCGACAUCAUCAAGAUUGGUAAUCUUGUGCGAAACAAGGAGAGAUUUGUCAAGCGUCGGCAGCGUAUCAUUGGACCGAAUGGGAGCACUCUCAAGGCGAUCGAGCUCCUGACCGGCUGCUACGUGCUGGUACAAGGAAAUACGGUCAGCGCCAUGGGUCCCUACAAGAAUCUGAAAGAGGUCAGGAGGAUUGUGGAAGACUGCAUGAAGAAUAUUCAUCCCAUCUAUCACAUCAAGGAAAUGAUGAUCAAACGUGAGCUGGCGAAGGAUCCAAAGCUUGCCAACGAGUCGUGGGACCGCUUCUUGCCAAAAUUCAAGAAGCGCAAUGUCAAGGCUAAGAAGCCGAGCGAGGCGCAAGGUGCAGCGCCCGUCGCCGAGGCGGAUCAUAUGGAAGCCGGCCAGCCAUCAGGCAGCGCAUCUGCAGCAUCCACAUCAGCCGCAGCAGCAUCAGCAGCAGCAGCGACAAAGCCAAAGAAGAAGGUCUACACACCCUUCCCUCCCGCACCGCAGCCGAGCAAGAUCGAUUUGCAGAUCGAGUCUGGAGAGUACUUCCUCAAGCCGCACGAGAAGCAGCGCAAAGAGAGGUUGGAAAAGGAGGCGAAGCAGGCGGAGAGCAAAAAGAAGCGGGAAAAGGAGAGGGAAAAGGCGUUUGUUGCACCGGCUGAGGAGGAGAGGGUGCAGCAGAGCGAGAAGAAGAAGAGCAAAAAGAGAAAGGAUGAGAGCGAGGAGGAGAGGCGGGUGAGAAAGGAGAACAAGAGGUUGCGCAAGUUGGAAGGUGACUAGACCAGAGGGCCCAGAUGUGCCAGUCGCUCUGUUUUAGCAGUUUUCCCAACAGUGCCUGGCGUUGCUUUUUGGCCUCCUGGUCAGCUACCCAUCAGGCUCAUGCUAAUAACACUACCACGCCAGUCGCGGCCAAUGUGCGCACCGAAUUUGUCAUCGUCUCG